AAUUUUAAGGAUAAGAUUUUUCCUAAAGGACGAGAGUGGGUUGAGCUUAUUUCAAACCCUAUUACUUUCAGAACUCGAGAUCAAAAAGUCUUUAGUCAUACAGAUUUACCUGUAGUGAAAGAUGAGCUGUCAAUAACAUUGCGGUUGAAACUUGAAAGUCAACCUUCUGACUGGGCUACUAUUUUUCACAAAGGUACUUCCAAUUCAACCCGCACUCCUGGGCUCUGGUUGACACCAUACAAUCCCAAAUUAUAUGCUCGUUUCUCAGGCAACUAUAGUAAUGAUUCAGGAAUGCCAGGACUCGGGGAUGAACUUUCUUUACAAAAAUGGUACCAUAUAGCUUAUACACUUUCCGAUUCGGAAAAAAGGUUAGAUGUCUACAUAAAUGGUGAAUGGCUUGGAUUCUACAGUAUUCAGGAUGUUAAAAAGCAAAGGGUUAUCUUUAAUGAUGGUCCACUGCAUAUCGGCAAAGCUUUCAUUCAUGAAGGGUUUAAUGGUGAAAUUAGUAAUGUUCGUUAUUUCAACUGGCGUUUAUCGGCUGAGGAAGUGAAAGAUUUGGUAGUAAGGAUUAUUAAAAGUUUCAAGUCAUGGACUUCUAAAAAUGCAUAUUAUGAAAUUU
Racocetra persica is the source of this 619-nucleotide messenger RNA. The record is from the annotation of a GenBank genome assembly. NCBI's taxonomy places the organism in Eukaryota, Fungi, Glomeromycota, Glomeromycetes, Diversisporales, Gigasporaceae.